Molecule: messenger RNA, 1209 nt
Organism: Lathyrus oleraceus (garden pea)
Lineage: Eukaryota; Viridiplantae; Streptophyta; Magnoliopsida; Fabales; Fabaceae
Exons: 6
Coding region: 85-1020 (311 amino acids)
Biological process (GO): regulation of DNA repair
Source: RefSeq, a predicted model, not a curated record
AAGAAAAAAAACAAGAGGGUGCAAAUUGAAAACAAUCAAAGAGUAAGAAACCCUUGCUACUUUCAAGGCACAAAUUUUGAUUACAUGAACAUGGCAAGUUUCGCGGGAAACAUUGGCUUCAAAAUCUCGUGUCAUCUUCUACCUCGCGUUUUUUCAAUUCCACGGAACAUUUGGAAGUUUCAGAUUGCUUGCUUGAAGAGUAGAGACUUUAGUUCUUCUUCUGUUACUGUUAGGUACAUUCCUAUAACAUCAUGCAGGGUGAAGAUUCCUCAUUUGGAAUAUUGUAGCUUUGCUGAUGGCAGUGUAAUCAAGAUAAAUGAUGGUAAAAUUGGGCAUGCAACAAUUGCACAUUGUGAAACUUCUCAAAAUCCAGAUGAAGUUCAUACUGACUUACUAUUUCAUGACAUUGAAGAAGGUUCCGAACAAAUGGAGGAGGUUGGAGAACUGACAGUCCCUCAGACAGAAGACUCUGGUGAGCAGGAUUUUAUACGACUUGACAAAUCUACCAAUGACGUUGAACAAUCAGCUGUCAAAUUACUUGCAUCUAGGGCACUCACGGCAGUUGAAUUGAGAAAGAAAUUGCUUAGCAAGAGAUUCUCUCCUAAUGCAGUGGAGGCAGUGAUAAACAAGCUCCAGAGACAAGGGUUCAUCAAUGAUAAGUUGUAUGCUGAAUCGUUUUCUCAAUCUAAAUGGUCUUCGUCUACUUGGGGUCCAAGACGGAUCAAACAAGCACUGUUCAAGAAGGGAGUUAGUCAACCUGAUGCUGAAAAUGCAGUUGAAGUAGUUUUUAAGGACAAGAAUGAUGGUGCUGAAGAAGAAAAAUCAAUUAUUAACUUGUCAAAGAAAUCCAUGGAUCAUCUUUAUGUUCAGGCCUCAAAGCAGUGGUUCAAAGGUGAAAAUGUUCCAAAGGAAACAAGAAAGUCAAGGAUUAUUCGAUGGCUUCAGUAUCGUGGUUUUGACUGGAAUGUCAUUAGCAUCAUAGUCAAUAAACUAGACAGACAUGAGCACAAUCCUCCAUAGAUUGAGACAUCCAAAAUUCAUACCAAUCUGGAAAUCCAUUUGGUAGGGUCCAUGUCUGAUGAAUUGUAGAUUUAUAGUGUGUAAUAUGGUAGGGUUGUCCAUUGUCUCAUAAUGCUAUGACAAAAGUUGGAGACAUGUCUGUUCUUAGGACUCUUACAUAAUAUGAUUUUUUUUGAAAAGUUGGAGACA